CUCAGGCCAGGCCGCAGGGAGGGGCGCAGGGGACAGAGCCACUCUGAAGGCUGCCCGGGGGGCGUCUGGGCCCCGGAGGUGGGAGCUGAACUGCUUUGCCCCAGCCCAGCUUCAGAUCUGCACUCAGCCUCAGCCCCAAGCCCUGGCAGGGUGGGAUGCUUUGGUCCCAGGCCGUGGAGCUGUUUGAAAUGCAAUUGCUGCUUGCAGCUGGUUCAGAAAUGGAUUUCCUGUGGCUGUGGGGGCAGAAAUGUCUCUGUGCACACGCUCAGAGGACAGGUCCCUGGAUUGCAGUGCUGCUCCAAUGGCCUGUGGUGGCUGCAGGCAGCCGCGGCCCGGGGAGCCCAAGACUCAGCGUGUGGAAGGGUUGGGAGCAGCCCUGGGUGCCUGCAAGGAUUCGGGAGGCCCGAGCAGGUCUGAAACCCUGCCACGGAGAGGCACAGGCCCCGCAGCAGUGCCUGCAUUUCAGCAGCUGCCCAUCGGAGCUAAGCACAGCCUCGGCUCAGAGCUCAGGAGCAUGUCUGCUGGGCAGUGCUGGGGGCCAGGCGUCCCUCCUGUGUGUGCAUGGCCCACAUGGCAGCACCCUGCAGUCAGAGCUGACUGUGUGCACUGGAGGUGGAGUGUUGGAGUGGGAUCAGCUCAGAGCUCUGCAAGGUUUGCACUUUGCUUUCCACUCCACUGGCCAAGCCAGCCAGAUGUGCAGCAGCAGCAGGAUGGGCACGAGGGCCCCAGCUGCUGCGGUGAAUCCGUCAGCACGGACGCUGGUGCCGCUGCAGCCUGGCCCUGCAGCCUGGCAGGGUGAUCUCCUUUGGCUCGGCUCCUGUGGGCUCCAGAUGCUGACAGAGCAGCUGGAUGAGCAGAAAGCCUCUCGUGCAAACGGCUGUGGAGUGCUUCUCUCUGUUCCCUGCUGCUGGGAGGUGCUGACAGGUUAGAGUUAGUGGAGGGGUGUGAAGAAUUUG
This is a messenger RNA of Pogoniulus pusillus (Red-fronted tinkerbird), 956 nucleotides long. RefSeq lists its product as uncharacterized. Lineage: Eukaryota; Metazoa; Chordata; Aves; Piciformes; Lybiidae. Bases 156 to 929 code for a protein of 257 amino acids. The record is from RefSeq and is a predicted model, not a curated record. The transcript has 7 exons.